CUCCUCAGGAGUCUACGGCGACGUCAGAGCCACGAUGGGGCGGAAGGAGAUCGUCUGCACCUGGAAGAAGAGCACCACUAACAUCAAGGAUGUGUUCGACUUCAAGGGGAAGAUGGGAUCAGGAUCCUUCUCUGAGGUUUUCAUGGUCCGAGAGAAGACGACGGGGAAACUAUUCGCCCUCAAGUGUCUGAAGAAGAAAUACCUGGCUCACAGUAACCUGGAAAACGAAGUCAACGUCCUGCGAAGGAUAAAACAUGAAAACGUGGUGGGACUGGAGGAUUUCUAUGAGACUCGGACACAUUAUUACCUGGUCAUGCAGCUGGUGUCCGGUGGUGAGCUGUUCGACCGUAUCCUCAGUAAAGGCGUUUACACGGAGAAGGAUGCCAGGACGGUCAUAAAACAGGUUCUUGAAGCCGUUGCGUAUCUGCAUGAGAACAGCAUCGUCCACAGAGACCUGAAGCCUGAAAACCUGCUGUACUACAACAUGGACGAAAACGCCAAGAUCAUGAUCAGUGACUUUGGUUUGUCCAAGACGCUGGAGACCGGCGUGAUGUCGACGGCAUGCGGGACGCCAGGAUACGUGGCUCCAGAGGUUUUGGCUCAGAAGCCGUACAGUAAAACCGUGGACUGUUGGUCGAUCGGGGUCAUCACUUACAUACUGUUAAGUGGUUAUCCUCCGUUCUUCGAGGAAAAUGAGACUCGUCUGUUCUCCAAGAUCAUGAGGGCGGAGUACGCGUUCCACUCACCGUUCUGGGACGAGAUCUCCGAGUCUGCCAAAGACUUUAUCAGGAACAUGAUGGAGAAGAACCCAACGAAGCGCUUCAGCACCGAGGAGGCUCUGAGACAUCCUUGGAUUGCUGGGAACACAGCCAAAGACCUGGACAUCUACCAGUCUGUCUGUGAACAGAUGGAGAAAAACUUUGCCAAAUCCAAAUGGAAGCGGGCCUUCAACGCAGCAACGGCCAUCCACCACAUGAAGAAGCUGCAGCUGUCCCAUAGCGAGGCCACGCCUACUCCUCUGCCCAUGCCCAGCAUCCUGGUCCAGUGCUCCUCCCAGAACCACAUGGAGCCGCCGGAGCCCGGGACCCUGGACCCCAACGGGAACCCGCUCAACGACCCGGAGCCCAGCAGGGGCCCCUGUCGGCCCCUCAGGACCCUCCACAGUGAACCAGGACAUCUCCAGAAUCCACAGGAGUCCAGAGACAUCCACGCCUUCCAGUCAGAGAGUGAGGCCGCGUUCAGGCUGUCCCAGAGAGGGAAGAGACGGGACCACCACCCCCAGUCUGGAGUCUGUUCUGUCAUGUGAUCGACCACCUCACCUGAGAAUCUGAUUCAGAUGUUGGUGUCCGUUCACCUGCUGUUACGCUUCGUGACGUCUGCCGGAGUGUUUGUCUGCAGAAAACGUCCGUCACCGUGAACGCUGUCUGUUUCUCAUCCAGUGAAACUGAUAAAACAGAGACGUUCAGGUUCCACAUACAACCCAACAUGGUCUAAACUGGGUCCAGUAAAAAAAUAACAGAAUAACAGCAAUAGUCAUUUUAUUC
Messenger RNA from Sphaeramia orbicularis (orbiculate cardinalfish), 1544 nucleotides. Its product is annotated as calcium/calmodulin-dependent protein kinase type 1D-like. Lineage: Eukaryota; Metazoa; Chordata; Actinopteri; Kurtiformes; Apogonidae. Gene Ontology annotation, biological process: protein phosphorylation. The record is from RefSeq and is a predicted model, not a curated record. The coding region runs from base 35 to 1306 and encodes 423 amino acids. The transcript has 13 exons. Gene Ontology annotation, molecular function: ATP binding; protein kinase activity.